AAAACUAGACAGAGCAGCUUCACUUUGGGCCGCCGGAGAUGGAAGAAACCGAGCCGACUGCGAGUAUUUCACCCACUGAAACCUGCUAAAUCCCCUUCAAGAAACAUCGACGGGUGACAUUAGACGCCAUGGCUCGUUGCUAGACUGAUAUAUAAUUGUGAACAGGGAGCCUAAAGGGCGAUAUUUCUUUUCUUUUUUCUUUCUUUUUCUUUUUUUUGUGUGUGUGUGUGUGUGUGUUGGAAGUGGCGACCGACACCGACACCGACAGCGCCUUAACGGUUCGUUUAGUUAGCUUCACUGACUCAAACACUCACACGGACAAACCGGGACUUGGAUUUUAACGGUUGAUUACGGAGUGUACGAGCCAUGUAAAUAUAGAGUAAAGGAUUUUUUUUAUUAUUACUAUUAUUUUUUUUUUUCGGUGUCUUUAACACGUCCGGUCUUUUUGGGUUUUGAAAAAAAUUGUCACGAUCCAUGCUGAGACUGUUUCCUCGGAGAGAGCUGCAAAGCAAAGGCAAUAAUAAUCAUUUUUCGGCUAUUUUUUUGGACGUCGGCGGAGGACGGCUGGUUAUUAAAAAGGACGGACGAAUUAAAAAAAAAGAUGUCAACAAAAACUCCUUUGCCAACCGUCAACGAGAAGGUGACGGAAAGUCACACGUCUCACACCAAUGGGCGUCAGGAGAUCAGCGCGCGCUCCGGCCGAACCGGCGUGCGGACCCGCAGCUCCGAGGAGCCGCAGCAGCCCCACGUCGGCAACUACCGGCUGCUCAAAACCAUCGGCAAGGGAAACUUUGCUAAGGUCAAACUGGCCCGACACAUCCUCACCGGGAGAGAGGUGGCAAUUAAGAUAAUAGACAAGACGCAGCUGAACCCAAACAGCCUUCAGAAGCUCUUCAGAGAAGUAAGAAUAAUGAAGAUCUUGAAUCAUCCCAAUAUAGUCAAGCUCUUUGAAGUGAUUGAGACGGAGAGGACACUCUACCUGGUGAUGGAGUACGCCAGCGGAGGAGAAGUCUUUGACUACCUGGUUGCACAUGGAAGAAUGAAGGAAAAAGAGGCCAGGGCUAAAUUUAGACAGAUCGUAUCGGCGGUGCAGUACUGCCACCAGAAGCACAUCGUUCACAGAGACCUCAAGGCAGAGAACUUGCUCCUCGACGCAGACAUGAAUAUCAAGAUCGCCGAUUUCGGCUUCAGUAACGAGUUCACUAUGGGCAACAAGCUGGACACGUUCUGUGGCUCCCCGCCGUACGCCGCGCCGGAGCUUUUCCAGGGGAAGAAGUACGACGGGCCGGAGGUGGACGUCUGGAGUCUGGGAGUCAUCCUCUACACGCUGGUCAGCGGCUCGCUGCCCUUCGACGGACAAAACCUCAAGGAGCUGCGUGAGCGGGUGCUCCGAGGGAAGUACCGCAUCCCUUUCUACAUGUCCACAGACUGCGAGAACCUCCUCAAACGCUUCCUGGUGCUCAACCCGGCGAAGCGGGGUACUCUCGAGGUGAGGGAGGACGCAGAAAAUCAAAUCAUGAAGGAUCGAUGGAUCAACGCGGGUUUCGAAGAAGACGAGCUCAAGCCUUACAGCGAACCAGAGCUGGACAUCACGGAUCAGAAGAGAAUAGGUACAAAAAAAAAAAUUAUAAUAAAAUAUCUGCUGAUGUUUAUGAAACCGGUUUAUGUCCUCAAAGGGAAAGUUUACUUAAGAUCUCAGCGAGCGUUAUGACCGUCGGGCCGGUUGUAUAAUAAAAAAAAAAAAAAGAAAAAAAAAGUGCACAAGCAUCAUAAAACAAAAAGAAAGAAAAAUCAGCAUUGUGUU
This is a messenger RNA of Scomber japonicus (chub mackerel), 1804 nucleotides long. Its product is annotated as MAP/microtubule affinity-regulating kinase 3-like. Gene Ontology annotation, cellular component: cytoplasm; plasma membrane. Lineage: Eukaryota; Metazoa; Chordata; Actinopteri; Scombriformes; Scombridae. Gene Ontology annotation, molecular function: protein serine/threonine kinase activity; ATP binding. Gene Ontology annotation, biological process: intracellular signal transduction; protein phosphorylation. The record is from RefSeq and is a predicted model, not a curated record. The coding region runs from base 602 to 1711 and encodes 369 amino acids. The transcript has 10 exons.